Lethenteron reissneri (Far Eastern brook lamprey) is the source of this 2997-nucleotide messenger RNA. RefSeq names its product solute carrier family 22 member 7 (gene SLC22A7). Gene Ontology annotation, biological process: transmembrane transport. The record is from RefSeq and is a predicted model, not a curated record. NCBI's taxonomy places the organism in Eukaryota, Metazoa, Chordata, Hyperoartia, Petromyzontiformes, Petromyzontidae. Gene Ontology annotation, cellular component: membrane. Gene Ontology annotation, molecular function: transmembrane transporter activity.
CACUGGGAGAGAGAGAGAGAGACACUCAAGCACACUGGGAGAUAGGCGAGGAGCGACGCUGGAGAAGAGAGGAGAGAACCGAGCAGCACGCCAGCGCACGCACCGUCAAGGAGGCAGCAACGAAGCCACGACAAGAACCGUCACGUGAACGCCGCUUCCUUGAGGCGAACGAGAGCCAACUUCGAUCGCCAUGAACUUCGAAGAGGCUCUGAGUGCCGCGGGGGGGUUCAGCCGCUUCCAGCUGUGGCUCACGGUCCUCCUCCUCGUGCCGCGCCUCGUGCUGCCCUGGCACCUGAUGGUCUACAACUUCAUCGGCGCUACGCCGCACCACCGCUGCCGCCUCCCCGACUCUCCGACCGCCGCGUCGCUGGAUAACGGCAGCGGCCCGGCGGCGACGUGGGGCGGGCAGCCCGCUUGGCGAGACGACGGCGAGGAGGGCCUGAGCGCUUGCAGCCUCCGCGAGGCCGCGGGGACGAACGCUUCUGGGAGCCCGUGGCGCAAUUCGAGUGAGGCGUUGCCCUGUCCUUCCGGGUGGGAGUACAACCGCCGGCAGUUCACGGAGACCGUGGUGACGCAGUGGGACCUGGUUUGUGAGCACAAGGCGCUGAACCACCUCUCCCUGACCCUGUUUAUGGCCGGGGUCAUGCUGGGGUCCUUGGUCUUCGGGUAUCUCUCCGACAGGUACGGCCGCAGGAACGCGCUGCUCGCUUCCUACGUCCUCAACGCGGUGACGGUGACGGCGGCCACGUGGGCGCCGACCUUCAGCUCCUUCACGGCCAUGCGCUUCCUCCUGGGGGUGUCUCUGUCCGGCAUCAUCGUCAACACCCUGUCGCUCAGCGUCGAGUGGCUGGACCAGGGGCACCGCACGUUUGCAGGGGACGUCGGGCGGCUUGCGUGGAGCACGGGGAACAUGACGCUGGGGCUGCUCGCCUACCUCCUGCGGGGCUGGCAGGAGCUGCAGCUCGUGGUCACGUCACCCAUUUACUUCUGCAUCCUCACCUGGUGGUUCAUCCCCGAGUCGCCUAGGUGGUUGCUCGUCAGGGGCCGGGCGAGAGAGGCACAUCGCAACCUGAGCCUCUGUGCGCGCAUCAACGGGCGGACCAAGUUUGGGAGCGAGGUCACCGUGGAGGCCCUGCAGGACGCGGUAGAGAAGGAACGCACGACGCAGAACAGCACCUUCCUGCACCUGUUCCGCACCCCUCGCAUGCGCAAGCACACCCUGGCCGCGGGCGUCGUGUGGUUCUGCACGACGCUCACCUACUACGGCAUCAGCCUGAACGUGUCGGGCGUGGGGCUCGACAUGUACACGACGCAGUUCGUGUUCGGCGCCAUCGAGGUGCCGGCCAAGAUCAUCAUCUACGUGCUGCUGGAGCGAAUCGGGAGGCGGCCGUGCCAGGUGGGCACGAUGCUCGCCACGGGGGCCCUGCUUGCGCUCAGCAUCUCCGUCCCCGCGAAGCUGUCACUGCUGAAGAGCGCGGCGGCCAUCGCAGGGAAGGGCACGGCGGAGGCGGCCUUCACCACGGCGUAUCUGCACGCCGCGGAGAUAUUCCCCACUUCCCUGCGACAAAACGGCCUGGGCUACGUCUGCACCAUGGCUCGCCUGGGCGGCACCGUGGCCCCCCUGGCGGCGCUCCUCGCCGACGCGUGGCCCUCGCUGCCGGGCCUCCUGUACGGCGCCGUGGCCUUCGCCGGAGGCCUCGCGGCUCUGCUGCUGCCCGAGACGAGGGGCGCGGAGCUCCCAGAGACUCUCAGCGACGUGGAGAGCGACGCGAGGUGGCCCCGUGGCGCAGACGGCCGCGGUGGCCGCGGGGGUCACGGGGGAGGCGGCACACGCGACGGGAUGGACUUGGGGGGCGAUGCAAGAUCGGCAGGGCCCCCUAAGGAGGACCAGGUCAGCUUGCAGGACCUGACCCCAACCGAGCCAGGGCAGGACCACUGGGACGGAACAUCUGCAAGCGCAGAUGUUGGGCAUCACCGUCGCUUGGACGAGAACCACUCCACAGACACGGAGCGCGGCGUGCGCCUCUAAAGUCUGGCGGCGGAGGAAGUCAGCCACUCUCAUCGGUACUGGGAGCCCUGGCUUGCAGGCUCGCUGGCGGGACGGUGUUUGCAGGGCUGCGACCCGUCUUCUUGUUCGAUCUUUAACGCGCCGGUGUCGUUCUUCAACAUAUUCUUUGGGACUUUCGGUAGAGUCACAUAGAUAGGUUCAAAGAAAAGAACAACAAAAAAAGUACGACGUUUCGAUCGCAACAAAAAAAGUACGACGUUUCGAUCGCAACACAAGCGUUGCGAUCGAAACGUCGUGGUUUUUUGUUAUUUUCUUUGAACCUAUCUACGUGACUUUACCGAAAGACCCAAAGAAUAUGAAUUCCUGCAGUCACGAAAGCUUUAAGUCAAGAUUCUUCAACAUCUUGACCGGCUUGCAUGCAGAAAGUCUGCCUGCGCCUGACAAAACUGUGGGAUGCUCCUUUUUUUUUUACACCCGUGCUAUGACCGUCGUGUUUUACGUUUUACACGGGGCCUUCUCCGGUCACUCCGGUCGAUACGAAAAGUGAUUGCUCAUCGGUCACGUUUGCUCUGCGUUGAGGCGCGGAUCGCUUCCCCCGGGGAACCACGGCGUGCGAUUUCCGAACCAACCGCCCCGUCACCUUCCUUACCCUUCACCAAGCUGCACUGCCCAGCGUGUUUAAGCGCUCGCACACAACGAGGGAGCUCUUCAUCUGGCGGUCGAUUAAAUAAAUAACCAGAAAGGCUGAACUGUGACAAAUCUGACUCUCGCUUGUUCUUGUCAUCGCAAAGGCAAAAUGCAGCCGAGCCGAAGUAGCAGCACCUGCGCGCGGGCCCUGCAAUGCCGCUACUUCCAACGGUCUAAAAAUUCACGUUUCUCAAUAAUAUAUACAGCUGUGUGAAAAUGAACGUAGUGUUACUACUAUAAUGAGCCAAGAAUGUUUGUGUGUAACGCGCGUGACGUCACUCCACGUGCCGCCCCCCCCCACC